Molecule: messenger RNA, 2370 nt
Organism: Oikopleura dioica
Lineage: Eukaryota; Metazoa; Chordata; Appendicularia; Copelata; Oikopleuridae
Source: the annotation of a GenBank genome assembly
AUGCUAACACUGCUGACACAUUUCUUAAUUGGAACAAAGGACGCACUUCGAUACUCGACGACGAUCCCUGGCUUUCGGAAGAAACACUUGUCCUGCGCACUUCUAUCGGCAUUCAUAUGGCUCACCAUUUGUUUAUUCAAAUACAUGUUUAUGCCAUCGAUCUCGUGGUUAAGGAUCGACGCACGAGUAGAGAAUUGGUUAUCGAACGCUUUUUCCGCGCUUUGGGUCGUGCCACUCAUGCUCACCAGUAAAAUUGUCAAUACCUUUUGGUUCAUGGAAACGGCUGAAUUUGUUUAUCAAGCGACGGGGAGGAAGAAAAAGGCACCCGGGGCAAAAGUGUCAGAAGGAAUUGCCGAUCUGAUAUUCGCGCUGAUUGUUUACGUCGUGUUUAUGAUUCAGGCGUCAUGUACGAUCGCGGCUGGCAACAGUCGAGUCUCGAUGGGGCUAUUUUAUGGGUUUUGGUUUUCCGCUGGCGGCGACGACGUUUUUGAUCCCAUGACGGCCGGCUGCGCGUUUGGCGUUUUAUUCCCGAUGUCCAUUCUUGCUGCACACUUGGCAAAGUCGCCAGAGGAAGAGACCUUGUUUAGACUGAGGAUAUUUGGUCCGACAGUUUUCGUUGCAGAUAAAGUUUCUGCAACACUCUUCAAUUGGGUUUUGAAGAAAAGCCGAAACCAAGGCCGACCAUUCCCGCUCAACCCAAAGUCGAUACUCCCUUAUCACAUCACUCCUCGAAUCACCUUUCCAUCCUUCUUCACCAAUAACUCUUACUUUUCCCUUUACAAAGAUUUUGAUGGAAUCGGCAUGAGAUCGUGGGGAGAAGAAUUGUGGGACUCUUUUGAAAAAGUGGAUUCAAAAUUUUCAAGCCGGAUUAAAUACAAUGAAAAUAUUAUAAAGUUUAUAAAAGAUAAAAACGCUUUGGAUUCUGAGUAUGCGAAAAACAUCAAAAGCCUGGUAGCUCGAAAUCGCAAGAGCACGCCGAAAUCAGAAUUCACUUCUGACGAAUGCUUCUUUGGGUGGCUGACUGAAGUCGAAAACAUCGCAAACCAGUACGAAAUGAUUGUUGAAUCAGUGCAAAAAACAUGCAUAGCGAGGAUUCAAUCGCAUACCAAUGAAAUGAUGAAGCACAAGAACGAGUCAAGAACCGAACACAAAAACUGGAUCAAGAUGCUUGAAAACCUCGAUUCUAAUCAAGAAAAGGCGAAGCAAAACUGGGCCAAGAAGUUAAAAGACUAUGAGAAGGCGAGGUCGAUGUUUGAAAAGAAAGACGAACAGUUCUUCGCCGACAGCGACCAGCACGUAACAAAAGCUGAUGUCGAAAAAGCCCGUCAAAACUCGCAUCACAAGCGACAAAUGGCAGAAGACGCCAAAAACGAGUACUCAAGAUGCCUGGUCGAAUUCAACAGACAUCAAAAGGAACAUCAUACGAAGCUGAUCCCGGAUCUUCUAAAUACUUCGCAAAAUCUAGCGCUGGAGAACGGAAACUGUUUCCGAGAAAUCGUCAAGAACUUUUGCGUCGCCGAGUGUUCUUAUCGACCUCUUAUUGCAAAAUGCAUCGACGAUAUUGAUCACAAGAGCGGAUCUAUUGACCCAGAGGCCGACUGCGAAACUGUAAUUGAAAUGACAAAGACAGGCUAUGCUCGGCCAGAUGAUAAGCCAUUCGAGGACAUGGAGAAUCCACCCAAAGAAACGGGAAAGAAAACUUUGAGGGGACUGGGUUUCGGAUUGUUCAAGAAGACAGAGUCAAAGCCUGUGCAGGAAGAUAUGAGCCACCUACCUCCUCAACAAAGAAAACGACAGCUCAUGAAAGUUCGAAAAUCGCUUCUCGACGAAAUGGAAAAAGAUACCAAAGAAAUCAAAUCACUGGAGAAAAUGGCGUCUGUUAAAAACUUUGGCGAUGGCGGUCAAGUGCAGCAAAAGAUCAAUGAAGCGAGGAACAGACUGAAUGCCAAAAAUCAAAAACUGCAUCAGAUAAAUGAGUGGCUAAAUGAUACGGAGAUCGCGCUCAACGGAAAACCUCUCGACCACGACACUGAUCACAUGGCUACUGAACCACAGGGCUACCAAUACAAGCACGAAGUCAAACAGGAAUAUAAUCAAAUGGAUACUAGCUACUCGGAACAAAGUGGAUCACAAAUGGAUGUUUCCAGACAUUCAGGAUAUAGAGAUUCUUUUGAGGAAGAAUCGAUAGAAGGUCCGGUAGCGACUUGUCUCUACAACUUCCAAGAAGCUGGAGAGGGAUGCAUCACAGUAAAUAUGGGCGAGAUUCUAUCCGUAACGGAAGAGGACAACGGAGAUGGCUGGACAAAAGUCCGCGUCCACGGCACCAAUCGAGAAGGAUUCGUCCCCACAUCGUACAUAAAGCUCAACUAA